AUGCAGAGGCAGAAUCAACCUUCUGUUGCGUUACCUUCAGGGCAACAGGUCCCUACUAUGAGUAAUGGCAUGCCAUACGCGAUUCCUGCCCAACCCGUAUUUGCGCCCUUGCCAGCUGGGUUUCAAGGCACAUAUAGUAAACUAUAUGGAUCGAAGAAUUCUAUAUUUGCAGCUGCUACACCAGACGCUACUACCCCAUUUGACUUUUCUCAGCCGGUGCUGAACUUCGGUCGAUUACCAAAAAAAGCAGAAGAAACCGGUGGCACAUAUGUUGGAAAAGAAGACCAGCAGGGAGUGCAGAAGAAUCAUAAAACCAUUGACCAGGAAGAGAAAAGGAAUCCAUCUACGUCUGUGAAUGAGAAAGCUAAUACACAAAAGGAAUCACGCCCUUUCGUUCCUCCAAAUACCCAACAACUUCGUAGGACGCUCGUCUUGGGUGACAUUCCAAGCAGCUUAAAUGAUUUUUGGAUUGAUAAAAUUUUGCGGUUGUCCGGCAAGCUGGCUUGCUGGCGUCGUGUUUUGGAUGCUGAAGGAGAACAGGCUUCUUAUGGAUUUGCCGAGUUCGAGUCCAGUGAGCAAUUUAGCAGAGCAUUGGAAGCUUUGCAAGAUUUUGUCCUUCCUUCUCUGGAAGAAGGAAAGCCCUCUACCAAAUUUACCAUUCUUACGGAAGCAGAAAAUGAACCAUUAUAUCAGGAAUGGAAACAAAAUCGUUAUAAAAAUAGACAAAAAGAAAGCCUUAGUCUUCAACAAAUUCACGCAAAUUUGGAGAGAAUCAGUCAGGAUAUUGGUAACAAAGAGGUACGUACUCGGAUUGAGAAUGCUGCUCGGCAGGCCCGAGAAAAAUCCGAAAAGUCUCUCGACGAGAGCCGUAAACUUGAAAUUCCAAUCAAUUCUGCUGAUUUAGAAGGGAUUAAUCCAGAGCUUCUUCCUGUCAUAGAGGAAGAAAUUCGCUCCUUCCGCGAUCGUUCAGCUUUGCGAAAACGUGAAAAACAGCGAGCAAGAGAUGAGUAUGCAAGGUUGCAUCGGGAGUUUAAGCAACAGGAAAGAAGAGAGUUCCGUAAGAAAAAUGAAGAGCUUCAAGAGUUAUUAUCUAGGCAUCGGGUUUCUCGCCUUCCUCGAUCCGCCGUUGAAACCUUUUUAAAAUUAGAAUCCGGCAUCCCUGAAACAAUGCCUGAUGAAGAAAUAUAUGCCAAAGAAAUGGGCAAGAAGGAAGAUCUUGAAAUGGAUGCUUACUACGCUAGAGAACGUCGUUGGUUAAAUCGCGAGAAAGCUAGAGGUGCAGCUUUGGAACGAGAAGCCGCAAGGGAACGGGAAGAUAGAAUAGCUUUCACCUCUUCGAAAGCCUACAUGUCUGAAAAACUUGCGUCUUUUGACGACGAUGAAGAGGCAAGAAUUUCUCAUGAUGAAUAUUUUGUUGACCGUGCAGCAUGGAUUCGUCAUAGAGCUGUUGCUAAAGCUAGAGAAGAAGAUGCUGACGCAGCUGACCGACAAGAGGACGAAGCUCAAGCUGGCCGUGAAACAACCGGUGAAGGGGAGCAACCAGCGCCUGGUACUAUUGCUGUAAGCAGCGAAAUGCCAGAGCAAGGAGGAUUCAAGAUGAGAUUGCAAAGUAAAGCCGCUACUCAGCCAACUAAACGUGAGAUUGGUCUUCCUGAACGAAUGUUGUUGGAAGAAGAAGAUGUAGAUGAGCAAACCGAACAGCAUGGUGCUGAUCGACCUAUGCUGGAAGAAAAUGAAGCUGAAAGAGCAGAAAGACUCCGCACAAUGAUUGAAAAGAUUCCCGCUGAAAGGGAAGCUCUUUGGUCUUGUCCUGUCGAUUGGAGUAAAGUUACAGAGGAUCUCCUUGUGGAUGAAAUGCACAAGUUCGUUACUAAAAAGAUCAUUGAAUACAUUGGAAUUCAAGAAGACUCCUUAAUUACCUUCACGGUAGAACAUGUACGGCAGCAUAAAGACGCGAGAUCUCUUGCGGAAGAAUUGGAAAUGGCAUUGGACGAGGAUGCCGCCGAAUUCGUUAGUAAAGUCUAUCGAUACUUACAUGUACUCUUAAUUUUACGGACUGGAGCUUCACAAUGA
This is a messenger RNA of Schizosaccharomyces osmophilus, 2073 nucleotides long. It is a transcript of the gene usp107, whose product is annotated as U1 snRNP-associated protein Usp107. The transcript has 3 exons. Gene Ontology annotation, cellular component: spliceosomal complex. Gene Ontology annotation, molecular function: mRNA binding. Bases 1 to 2073 code for a protein of 690 amino acids. The record is from RefSeq and is a predicted model, not a curated record. Lineage: Eukaryota; Fungi; Ascomycota; Schizosaccharomycetes; Schizosaccharomycetales; Schizosaccharomycetaceae. Gene Ontology annotation, biological process: mRNA processing.